AUGCCUUCUCAUCUGCGCAACUCUAGCCGGGCCUACUCUUUCCCCCCAUGGAUCGACAUGGCUGAGCACGAAGCUUCUCAAGCAAGCGGCCUACCAGAUAUCGACGAGGACCCAUUCGCACAUUUCAUCUCCCCAAUCACUGAAGCCGAUGAUCCAUACGAACUAUCACUGAGCGCUGGCAUCGUUCACGACGGACCGCAAACAAGCAAAGCGGCCAAGUUCAAGUCAAACGUCGCCAAUAAAUGGGCUCGUUAUGUCCAGCAUAAUCAUAAUAACCUGCACAGCCAAUACCACACGCCAACCAUCCAGGAGGAGGACGACGAGGAAGAGACUUUCAUGGGACUUGACGAUGAUCGCCUCAACGACACACCUCACAUUGUAUCGCAACUCAGCCCACCGAGGAUCACCAGCAGCGAAUCAAUGCGCGGCCGUGGGCAGGAUCUUGUGGCACGCAAGACACAAAAUCGCCGCCGGUACUCGAGGACACUAUCAGGGCAUCGCCACUCAUGGCGAGAGCCAUCGCCAGACCUCUUUACCGUGGAUGAGUCAGAAGAAGAGGAGGCUCCUGUGCUCCGACGUCCCAGAGCUAGGAAACCCAAAGAUGCGACAGCGACAUUUCAAUCCAAGAUAUCUAAUUUCCUGAUCCAACAUGAGUUUCCAUCUAUCGCAAAUACAUUAUUACACAAUCGCAAGCUAUAUCACUCCCGCCUCUUGUCAAACAGAGACGCCAACCCCCACUCCAAAGCCCGCUACCGCCGCAUUCAACUUCAAGCCAUGCAUCGUGACCUCACCCCGCAUCCACCACGGCGCUUCUUCGGCGAGAGCCUCUACAGUUAUCGCAAGGUCAAACAAUUGGCCGCGCUUACCGCCAGAUACACCGAGAAUAUUCCUCCCCAGUCUAAACGAACCCCAGAUUCUACAUCGCCGUCUGGCAAGUUGCAGAUGCGGCGUGCAAAUCCCCAACUCUUUCGUGCCCGUCCUACCCUCCCUCUUCAGUCAUUUUGCGUGCCCAGCCUUUCUUACGAGUACGCUAUGCUGCGAUAA
Messenger RNA from Plenodomus lingam JN3, 1044 nucleotides. RefSeq lists its product as uncharacterized. The record is from RefSeq and is a predicted model, not a curated record. NCBI's taxonomy places the organism in Eukaryota, Fungi, Ascomycota, Dothideomycetes, Pleosporales, Leptosphaeriaceae.